Molecule: messenger RNA, 891 nt
Organism: Wyeomyia smithii (pitcher-plant mosquito)
Lineage: Eukaryota; Metazoa; Arthropoda; Insecta; Diptera; Culicidae
Product: mitochondrial inner membrane protease subunit 1
Exons: 2
Coding region: 143-790 (215 amino acids)
Cellular component (GO): membrane; mitochondrial inner membrane peptidase complex
Molecular function (GO): serine-type endopeptidase activity
Source: RefSeq, a predicted model, not a curated record
UGUUCUUUCUUUUAUUUACGUUCAAUGAGAUAAAAACAUACCCCAGCUGUUUCAAUAGUUAAAUAGGACAAAAACCGUGAAUUUUAUCUGGAAAAAAUGACCAGCCAGUGAGUUUGAUCUUUGAGAUACACAGUUUUGAAACAUGCUUAAAACACUGUCUAAAAUCGUCGGUUUUUGCGGCUAUGUGAUUCAGUACGGUUGUAUAACUCACUGUACCUUCGAGUACCUGGGCGACUUUGUUGUGUGUGUUGGACCAUCAAUGGAACCAACACUGCACACCAACAAUGUUCUGAUUACCGAUCGGCUCAGUCCCCGUUUGAACAACCUGCAGCGGGGAGACAUCAUAAUCGCACGCAGUCCUACGAACCCAUUACAGCACGUAUGCAAGCGGAUAGUCGGAAUGCCGGGCGAUCGUAUCAUGACCAAGGCUUCCUUCAAUCUAAAUCCACUGUCCAACAAUUAUACAAUUUACACAUCCGUUUUGACAGUGAACCAUUCAGCGGAAAAAUUACGCCAAAAGGUGGACGCCGUGUCCGGCUCCAUUGAUGCCAUUGGUAUGGAUUCAAACGCAAGUGAAGUGACCGAUUCGAUCCUAGUACCGGAAGAGCAGCAACACCCGGAAGUGCGUACCAGCGUCGUAACGGUCCCGCGAGGUCACCUUUGGAUCGAAGGUGACAACGUGCACAACAGCUCUGACUCGAGAAAUUACGGUCCAGUGCCGAUCGGAUUGGUAAAAAGUAGAGCCGUCUGCCGGGUUUGGCCACUGACGGAGGCGGAAGUUUUGAUUUAGACUAGGAGUUUUGGUUAGGCCACUACGGCUACGCAUUGUGAAUGUGAGUUUUUCUCGCGAUGGUAUAUUUAUAUAGUAAAUGUGAUUUCUGAAUGCUGAAA